AUGAGAAGCAAAUGUGUGCACGACAAGGCAAGACCACCGUGUCGGGGGUGUCUCGAUGCCGGUCUUGGCCCUGAAGACUGUAUCUUCCCGGUUCGUGGUCAGCCGGAUCAGGACCGCGAGUAUCGGCACCCUCGAGUGAGGGCCGACAAGACCAAGAAGCGGGAUGGAGCAGCAAAGGUCCGCCGAGAGACGCUCGAGGUCCCAGCUCCGCUCCGCUUGGCUCUGGCAAAAGGCGCCGACGAUUGGGACCUCCUACCGCCUCUUCCGGAAAUCGUUGAGGCAGUCAAUAUGUUCACACGCCACUACUUCCAGCUGGGCUUCAUCCCAAAGCAGCUCUUUCCAGAGCGACUUCGCACCCAGCAUCGGUCCGUCAGCGUAUUCUUCCUGCUCGGAAUCCUGGGCGUCUCGGCGCGGCUGACGCCGGCGUUGGUCGAGCGCUAUGGAAGUGCCGUGAGAGCAUCAGAGACUUUCAUGGAGCUUGCCUCGGUUCUAGCGCAGGGCGAGCUGUACAAAGAGCCCACGCUUGAGAGGUGCCAGGCAUUCUAUCUGCUGAGUAUUGCCCAACAGGGGAGCGGCAUGAAGCAUAAGAGUUCGAUUAACAUGGCGAUUGCGAUGCGGAUGGCAACUCUGAUGCAGUUGCACAGGGAGGAGACCUAUGUGAUAUCGAACCCGACAGCGGAGCUAAUUUUACGCGCCGAAUCUGCACGGAGGACUCUGUGGAUGCUGCACAGUCAGGACAACUUGCACUCGGGGCCGCGAUCCCCAGUGUUGUUGUCAGCAAGUGAUAUCACGGCACUACUUCCGAGCAACGAGAGGGACUUUGCGAACGCACGAGAGCCCAAAUCAAGAGCGGCGCUUGAGGGUACGCCUCCGGCAUUAGAAAACCCUGCUCUCGUUGCCGACGAAGGGAGAUCCUUAUUUGCCACGCUCAUCCAAGCCCAUCACUACUGGGGAGCCAUCUAUCGGCGAGCCGUCAACAACAACAAGAGCUCGCGGCCAUGGGAGCCGGAGAGCGAGUACUCCCAAAUGGAGAGACGACUUGCAGAGUGGGAGAGCGGGCUCCCAAACGACUAUCGGUGGAGCAGUCUUCUUCUCAAGGGUUAUAAACAAGAGGGCCAGGACCUGGGUUAUUUAGGCGUGACCAUGAUCACCCGUCUCUGCAACAUUGUCAUCCGGAAGGCAUAUCUGCAAGACAUCAUAUCUCACGACAAAUCCAAUCCCGAUAUGACAGCCUUCUGGGGUGAUAUGGCGCGCAAGCUCUUUUGGAAUGUGAACAUGCUCUAUGAACAGAUCGAGACACAUUAUGCAGACAAAUCUCCAGAAGAAGGUCUUGGGGCACAGAUGGCGGCAUUCUGUGUCUAUACUUGCGGCUUUUUGGCAUGUUAUGCAUGCAAAUUUCCAGACAUUUGCCCCGACCCGUCCAUCACCCGCAAUGCUCCCAUGAUGGUGCAGCGGAUUCUCAACAUUCUCGCCGAGAGCAAGCAGAUCUGGCCGCUUGCAGCUCGGUGGUAUGAUCACCUGGAGAGGUUCUACAAAUCCAAAGACGUCAUGACGGUUGGAGUGGAGGGCAGCAUGGCUGACAGUCGAGAGCCGAUCCCCCAUGUCCUCCACCCAAUCCCCAGCCGCCCAGUUGUGAAGUCAAUCCAACCACGCAUAGUGGCUCCAACAACCGAUGAAACGAACGGUGCAGCGGCCCAAAGCCCGAAAAUGACCAUGCUCACCCUCCCACAGCAACCCGCCCCUCCUGUAUUUACCGACCCCAACCUCCGUCUGCACGGCUCCCAGCAGGGGCCACCCGCCCCCUCGACGACUCAGCAAGUAGUGGCGCCACAUCCCCAAGCGAUUCCGCAGGCUGCCGGGCCCAGGCCGACCACCGACGGCCUUGGUCUGCUAAUCGAGGCUUUUGAUACUCACCAAACGGCCGCUGCGCCUGUUGCGCCAGUGACGACAAGCGCGCCUCCGCCGGGGACGGCGUACGACCCGCAUACGGCGCCGCAACAGUAUUAUCCGCAGCCGCCGCUGGCGGCAAAUGAUGGCUAUGAACACGAGUUGGGGUACUACAUGUCGGACGGGGUGCCGCCGGCGAUGCAGCAGAGCUGGGCUGGGGCCGGGGAUAUGUAUGGAUACUGA
Messenger RNA from Parathielavia appendiculata, 2130 nucleotides. RefSeq lists its product as uncharacterized. Gene Ontology annotation, cellular component: nucleus. Gene Ontology annotation, molecular function: zinc ion binding; DNA binding. The transcript has 9 exons. Bases 1 to 2130 code for a protein of 709 amino acids. The record is from RefSeq and is a predicted model, not a curated record. Gene Ontology annotation, biological process: DNA-templated transcription. NCBI's taxonomy places the organism in Eukaryota, Fungi, Ascomycota, Sordariomycetes, Sordariales, Chaetomiaceae.